CAAAAAAUAUUUGUGACAACAAAUAAAAUAGUAUGUAAUGAAUGACAAUUUAUAUAAAUUCAGUGGUAUAAAAAAAGCGAUUUUUUUAAGGUUGUUAAGAAAUCGUAACAAUGGAUGUAGAUCUGUUAAGACCCGGCACUGUGCCCAUUUCACCUGACACUAUAUUAUGGUUCGAGUUUCUCUUACAUCCAGAACUGCUAAAGAAUCAUCUCAGCAAACCUAACCCAGAGCCAUCAGCAUGUGAACUUAUAGAGGAAUUUUUGUCAGUUGACUCCAAGGGUGCAAACUCGAAGCCUACUAGUGAACGAAUACCAGAUACUGAUGCUCCACCCACCCCACCAUCGGCGAUUUCAUCUCCCAUACAGUUUACUCGAAAACAACUGGCUUUGAAAAUCCUUGGACUGAAAGUGGCAGCAUCAUUACAUUGGAACCUAGAUACUUUGGAAUUGAAUCUAGCACCUCAAAUACAGCACCAACUCAUGCAAGACCUUGUUUACAUGGCCACAGAUGCAGGUUUUGCUGUACCGCCACAGGAAAUACCAACAGAGUUAAUGCAAAAGCCACAAGUUAUAUUUGCAUUAACUCUAUACCACAGAUGGACAUUGAGAUUCCCUGUGAAGGCGGCUUUGUAUGCUAAAUCAUCAAAAAUAUACAUGCACAUGCCUGGAAUGCAGACAGAUGGUGGCUACCCUCCAUUGAACCAAAAUUUCGAAAAAAUAUUACGUAUGUGUGAAGGAAAUCGUACACAUAGUAUAAAAUUUCUCGAAGAAGUUUUGUCCAUGUACGAACUCACGUCAAAUUCUAGCCGUAGAGAAACUAAAAAAAUUAAAGUUCCGCCAAUGGAGGCAUUUAUUCAUCUCACUGAAGAUUCUGAUGAAGUAAUACAUAACUGGGAUGCUGGAGACAUUCUAAUUACACAAUUUGAAUUAGCGAUGCAAAUACACUUUGAUCUUUGUUACAAUUAUUUUUUCUAUGGACAACAUGAUUUAGCAAAAAAACAUAUACUUGGAUGCAGAGAAAAUUCUAACCUAUUAGAAAGAGAAGUGUCUAUCUAUGGAUAUGGUCCACACAAAGUUGUUCCUUGGGGUGAAUUUUAUUAUGCUAGUAUGACUAAAGAUGAUAUUAUUGGUUAUAUCAGAGCCCUGAACUUAGGUCAAGAAGUUUUAAAUGAAGAAGCAUCGUUAUUACAAAAACUCCAAGAGUCUAUAGCUAAUCAUUAUACUGGCAUCAUUGCAGUUUUACAGGCUGAUAAUUUAGCUCGUGAAAUUCCGAUGAUUCACAGACAAGUUGUUGAGUUGGAUAUACAAGGAUCAGCGUCAAGUGGUGCAUUCACAGUAGCCAGAGAUCUCCUUAAUCGGGUAUCGGCUCUGAAUGCAGUCAGAUAUGCUCUCGAAGGAGGUAUACCCUCUACACAUCCAGAUUUCUUGAAUAAAUUCAAAACAGUUGGGAUAAAGUUUUUCGAUCUGCUCUUUUGGGCUCUUGGACCAGUAUUACUAUCAGAUCUUUCUUCAGAAGACUGGCAACACUUACGAAUGUUUUUCUUACAUUUGAUAACUUCUCAAUGCAGACUUCCAAUCGAUAGAAUAGAUGAGUAUAUGAAAAAACAUAUUGGUGAAGCAGCAGGAAAUAUAAGAAAAAAACUGAUUACCGAUGAGCAACUUAGCAUAAUUCUGAAUGAUCCAAUUAACAACGACGAUGAAAACAUGGACAUUCCUCGGGAACUACUCACCGACGACUGGGAAACGCCUGAUUUUGAUUUCAAAACUGUCCCUGAAUUGGACAUGGGCAGAUUAAAGAAACGUCUCAUCGAAGCUUCGACGGCUGAUGACGUGCGCAUGUGUCUAGUGAAACUGGCAAUGAUGUCUCCUUCGUUGCCUUUGUGGAAGUUAAGCCCGUCGUGGAAACCAGCAGGUGUAUUGGGAAAUGCUUUGAUGUCGCUUAACAGAGGAUUUUUGCAAGAUUUUGGCUAUGUAGUGUCGGGUGCAGCGCGAGCUCGUGCCGAAUCGGGAUCUGCACGAACUGCGUUGUCUCUCUUGUCGGUGCUUGAAGGAGAAGCUCGUAGUCAACUAGGCGGUGGCACUGAUCCAGUGCUGUAUCGACUGUGCCGACAGUUAUCGUGGGAAGUACUGCUGCUGCAAGUCAACGUGAUGCUCUCCGAGUGGCCUCACCAUAGACUCAACCUUACUGCACUGGCAAAUAAAUGCAAAGCAUGCAUUGCAGCGGCUAAUUCUGGUGACGGUAUCAUACCACGACCACAGGUUUUAGAAGCGUGCUGGAGUUGUUUGGUUAAUUCGUGCGAAUGGGAAGGUCUGGGUGUAACCACAGGCCCUGGAGAAUUAGCUUCCGCUCUUUGUGCGGCAUGCUUUGAACUACAACGCGGUAAAGGCUCUAGAAAAUUUCCAAGACCUCUAUGGGACUACGCGUUAUCGGUGUACAGUAACGGCCCAAAUAUUUCAAUGAAACGUAGCGCAGGAGGGAUGUCCCAUGCGCGUGAAAUGAUGAACGCGGCGGCUGAGUCGCGCAACGCCUUCAACGGCUUCCUGGCAACCCUGCGCGAGCCACUCGCGAUCAGCAUCAUGAUGUCGCUCUUGGCUAGAAUACACAACCUGCUGAUCGACGACAACUCGCUCGAACUGAACACCGAAUACACGAGUUUAUGGCCUUCUAGCGUUUCGAACAUAAACAAUUACAACAUAAAAUUCGUGUUAGAAUCUCUAACCGAUAUGUUAGAGAGGAGCCUCAAAUUAUACCCCUACAAUACUUCGUGGCUGCGUCUGUACGGCGACGUGGAGAUGGCGGGCGGGCGCUGGUCGGCGGCGCUGCGGCGCUACCUGUGCUCGCUGGCGGCCGGCUCCUGGUACUUCUCGAAGCGCGCCCCGGACGAGACGAGCGUGGCGCGGCGGGCGGCGCGCUGCUGCGUCGCGCUGUCGGCGCCCACGCAGGCCGCGGCGCUCUGCCAGCUGCCCGACGAACCCGACUACACCACCGCCUUCAAGUGCUUCGCCGAAAAGACUGGCAACGCUGCGGACGCUAUGGACGGUUAUUACGGUUGUCUAUGGGACGGCACUCUACUAGAGGUGGCGGUCGCUUUACACGCCCGACGCGGAGAAGGCGGACGCAGACAGAGAGCGGUGAAGGCGGCCGGUGCCCUCGAACUCAACGCCAACAACAGCGAAGACAUACAAAGAGAGGCGGCAGCCACAAGAAGAGCACGACUACUGCGCGCCCUCACCAAUCAAUAUGUCGCAUAAAUAUAAUAAAAACU
Molecule: messenger RNA, 3265 nt
Organism: Bombyx mandarina (wild silkworm)
Lineage: Eukaryota; Metazoa; Arthropoda; Insecta; Lepidoptera; Bombycidae
Gene: IntS8
Product: integrator complex subunit 8
Biological process (GO): snRNA 3'-end processing
Cellular component (GO): integrator complex
Source: RefSeq, a predicted model, not a curated record